Messenger RNA from Cooperia oncophora, 258 nucleotides. NCBI's taxonomy places the organism in Eukaryota, Metazoa, Nematoda, Chromadorea, Rhabditida, Trichostrongylidae. The record is from the annotation of a GenBank genome assembly.
AUGCACACAUCGUCGGAGAACUUCAUGUGCUACGUGUUCCAUGUUGAACCAUCGGCAGCAGCGAUGGCAAAAACGAUUGAAGCUGCAUGCAAACUACGCUAUCAAAAAGUAUUAGAUGCUCACGCUGGACGUGCACCGCAACAUAUCAACAACCAUGAGACCUCUUCAAUCGGCAAGGGAUGGACAGAGUCGCUGCGUGAUGUGUUUGGAUCGGUAACACAACGAAUUGUACCUUCGCGAUCUUUACAGAGUAUAUGA